GCUAAGCUGCUGGUUCUGCAAUCCCAUCAUGAGAAAAAGGAAGUUGCGAUCUUGAAGUUCCAUGUUCUACAUUCUUACUAUCCAUUGGGUUCGUUGGAGUCGAUUGUGAAUCCUGUGCAACCUACUUUAGCGACGGAAGCCAUGGGUGCUGAGACAUUCACAUUGAAUAUUAUCAGGGUUAAUGGGUCGGUGGCGAUUGAUACGGGGAUCAUUCAGGCGUCAGUAACCCAGACAGUUUUUUAUCAAAACCCAGUUUCCAUCUUAUUGCUGAGAGCGAAUUUUGGGAAGGAAGCCCUUGGGGCGACAAGGAGUGGCAACGAAGGGGUGGGAGCUGCACCUCCAGAAAUUUCAUUUUCGCCAGAGAGUUCACCUUCUCUCGAGAUCCCACUAACCCAUCUCUCCUCUCCUCCCGGUUUCUGCAAGGAGAUCCGAUCGGGUGCAGCCGUUACUAGGGUACAAAGAACCGCCCUUGUUGUUGCUCUCUGCUGUAUAGCAUUGUACUAGUGGUAUGAGAUUUUGUUUCAAAAUUUCUUUUCGUUUUUUUUACUAUUUAAUUUCGUUCCGGUUUUGAUGUUUUUUUUAAUACUUUUAAUUUUUUCGUACACGAAAAAUUGUAUGUAACUACAAAGCAGCAUUCUUUUGUUGGGGGUGGACUUUACUGCUUUAGUUUAGCAGAGAAGAUUCUUGUCAGAAUAAUUUGAGAACAAAAAUACCAAAUUUUCCCUUUGGGUAGUGAUCUGAUCGAUGCGUCACUGUAAAAUGCUAGGAAUCAGUUCUUUCUACAUAUUUCUUUUGGCUUGUAUGAGUUGUUUAAAAAGAAAAAGAAUGAUU
Molecule: messenger RNA, 831 nt
Organism: Nelumbo nucifera (sacred lotus)
Lineage: Eukaryota; Viridiplantae; Streptophyta; Magnoliopsida; Proteales; Nelumbonaceae
Source: RefSeq, a predicted model, not a curated record